This is a messenger RNA of Vespula pensylvanica (western yellowjacket), 1702 nucleotides long. Its product is annotated as Kv channel-interacting protein 2-like. Gene Ontology annotation, molecular function: calcium ion binding. Lineage: Eukaryota; Metazoa; Arthropoda; Insecta; Hymenoptera; Vespidae. The coding region runs from base 839 to 1486 and encodes 215 amino acids. The transcript is spliced from 5 exons. The record is from RefSeq and is a predicted model, not a curated record.
CGAACGGAUCGAGAGAGAGAGGCAUCAGUGGAGGAAGACAGGGCGGACGUGUUGCAUCGUUGUCGCGCGUCCGUAGAAGACAAGUGAGAAGGGGGACGAUCGAACGAGAGGGUUGGCCACGACGAACGAUUCGCGAACGAUAAAUUUCCCGAUCCUGUUUGUGAAAAGGAAGGAGAGAACAAAAGAAAGAAAGAAAGAAAGAAGAAGGAGAUAAAGAGUAAAAGAGAAGAGGAGGAUAAAACAUUAUCAAAGAUAUAGACGAUAAUCGAUUAUUUAACGAGAGAGGAAGAGGGAGCUCUCCGUUAUCUAUUUGUCCCUUUCUCUCUCUCUGUGUCUCGCUCUCUCUCUUUCUCUCUCUUCCUUCGUAUCUCUAUCUUUCUUUCUCUCUUCGGUGAGCGAUCGGUUCGCCGAUCUACAUACGUUCUACCGGAUACGGCCAAUGAAGGCACGUAAGAGCCGCGAGAAACGUAAGUUCACCAAUCUCAGGGCCAAGAUCGUCCGUAAUCCGUGGUGCGUUAUCAGCGUGGUGCGUGAUCGCAGCUAGGACAUUCGACGAUGUCUCUCCUCCUUGAUGAUCAUCCUCGAGAAGCCGCGGAGUGAGGAUUUCUUAUCCCGCAAAAAGAGAACGAACGAAACGAACUUUUCCACAUUCGCAUUUUCCUUCCCUCUUUUCCUGUUUUUCAUUAUAUAUAAAUAUAUAUAUCUCUCUCUUUCUUCCACUUUCUCUCUCUCUCUCUCUCUUUCUUCGUUCCUUUUUUCCCCUUUAUUUUUUAUUCAUCUCGUUCGCUCUUACUAGCUGCAAACGUAAUUCGCCGAGGUGCGUCAGCGCCAAGAGUCGAUGGAGAUGCAGCGCCAAGAGGGAGAACUUGAAGAACUCGGGGGCGUUUUAGGGGGUUCUGGAGGCGGCACCUUAACCUUGGGGGGACGUCACAAGCCCGAGGAAUUGGCAACCUUAGCAGCUAACACGAGAUUUUCAAGAAAAGAAAUACAAUUGAUCUAUCGUGGAUUCAAACAAGAAUGUCCUUCCGGAUUGGUCGACGAGGAAGCUUUCAAACAAAUCUUCUCACAAUUUUUUCCACAGGGAGAUGCUAGCCAGUACGCUCAUUACGUGUUCAACACUAUGAAGAGGAAACAUUCCGGUAAAAUAAGUUUCGAGGAGUUCCUGACGAUUCUAUCAAAAGUAUCUAGAGGUUCGGUGGAGGAAAAGUUACAGUGGGUUUUCGGAUUAUAUGACUUGGAUGGCGACGGAUUGAUAAGCAAAGAAGAAAUGUUGGACGUGGUUGGGUCCAUUUACGAAAUGCUGGGUCGUUAUACUCAGCCGCAGAUAGUCGAGCCGCAUUUGGCUGCACGCGAACACGUCGAUCGUAUCUUCCACCUAAUGGAUACGAACAAGGACGGCGUGGUAACUAUCGAGGAAUUGGUGCAAUGGUGUUCUAAGGACGAGCAAUUAUUGCGAAGUCUCGACACUCUUGACACAGUCUUGUGAGAGUUUAACGUUACUUUCACAUCUUUUCCAUUAAGUUAUCAAAAGCUUUUUCAUUUUCUUCCGCGAUCGAUAAUAUACAACGUCUGAAAGAGUUUCAUAAGUCCCAUUUAUGGAAGACGACCGUUCUAUCUUAAAUUCCGAUAAUAUUGUAUCUUUAAAUUUCUUUCUUACUAUUUCGAUAUAUUAUGAAAAAAAAAAAGAAAAAAAAAAAAAGAA